AUGGGUUGGGGAGUACUAGAAGAUAAGAGAUACCCCAAUAUCCCGGGGACAGUCAACCUCAAUGAGAAAGUCGAUGCGUCUAAGCUCGAGGACUGGGAAUAUGAGGAGCCAAAGAAGAGAGGGGAUAUUGUCCUCCAACCACAGCCGUCAGACUCGCCCAAUGAUCCUCUCAACUGGUCGAUGGGGACAAAAAUCACUAUCCUCAUGAUACUUUCCUUGACAGCUGGUGUUACCGUCUCACUUGGUCCUAUGAUCACUACCGGCUUCGAUGAGAUUGCUUCCACUUUCCAUGUUUCCGCAGAUCAGAUAUCGUUCAGCAUCGUCGGACUCUUACAACUUACGACUGGUGCCGGAACAUUCUUUACGGCAGCAGCGGCUGUAGUAUGGGGCAAACGACCAGUCUUCAUCAUUGCUACGAUUGCUUUGUUAGGAACUAGUGCUUGGGGAUUCUUCGCCGCUAGCUUUAUUUCAUUAACUAUCAUGAGAGUAGUUCAAGGUUUCGCUGCUGCCCCUUUUGAAACUCUCAUCAGCGCCACAGUAUCCGAGAUAUUCUUCGUCCACGAGAAAGGGAAGAUGUUGAGUAUUUGGAACUUGUUUGUCAUGGGAGGUGUCAAACUCGGACAACUCAUUGCUGGGUUCAUCAUCCAAAACUUAGGCUUCAAAUUCACAUUCGGAAUAUGCGGCCUUCUCUACGCAGGCAUUCUCCCCGCCAUGUAUUUCUUCGUCCCCGAGACCGUCUUCUUCGACAAAGACCGCGAAACCGAAGUCAUCUUCGACAAGUCUUCUCUACGCGUAUACGAGAUUGUGCUUCCAGAUCCACCGAAAACCUACCGCCAGCGUCUCACCAUCUUUCAAGGCCGCGUCUCUAAAGCAGGCUUCUGGCGCAUGUCCUUCAAGCCGCUCCCCCUCAUCACAUUCCCCGUUGUCAUAUACGCCGCUUUCACAUAUUCAUUCUACGCCGCUGGUCUCACUCUCAUCGCCCUACUCCAAGACACCAUUUUCUCCGCAGCCCCUUACAACCUCUCCUCUUCCGCCAUCGGCCUCACCAACCUCCCGCUCUUCGCUGUUGGUCUCGUCGGCACCCUCACCGCAGGAUACUGCGCCGAUUUCGUCGUCCAACUCAUGACCAGGCUGAACAACGGCAUCUACGAGCCUGAAUUCCGCCUCGUCCUCAUGUUCGUCGCCGCGACUCUGUCCACCACCGCUUACGUCGGUUUUGGAUUCAGCGUCGCGGCCGGCGCCCCCAUCUACAUCCCCAUCGCCUUUCUCGGCGUGCAAACCUUCGCCGUCCCAUUCGCUACAAGCUCCAUGUUCACGUACGUUAUGGAUUGCCAUAAUAACCAUGCUGCGCAGGCAUUCGUCACCAUGAACUUCGUCAAGGCACUGCUGUCGCUAGUCAUGAGUAACUUUGUCAAUGGAUGGUUUGAGACAAGCGGUCCCAAGAGCGUGUUCUUGAUUGUGGCGAUUGCGAAUCUGGCUGUGAGCGCAGCGUCUCUCCCAAUGUAUAUUUUUGGAAAGAGGUUGCGGAGCAAGAUUGCCAGGAGUGCGUUUCAUCAAAAGAUUUAA
Messenger RNA from Lachnellula hyalina, 1566 nucleotides. RefSeq names its product putative MFS-type transporter protein. Bases 1 to 1566 code for a protein of 521 amino acids. NCBI's taxonomy places the organism in Eukaryota, Fungi, Ascomycota, Leotiomycetes, Helotiales, Lachnaceae. The transcript is spliced from 3 exons. Gene Ontology annotation, biological process: transmembrane transport. Gene Ontology annotation, molecular function: transmembrane transporter activity. The record is from RefSeq and is a predicted model, not a curated record.